UAUUAAAUCUAAUAUUUCUAUUUACACUUGGUCUGUCAAUUAUAAAUAUCAAUACUAAAAAAAGAUUACAGAAAUUCCCGUUUUGACAGAAGCCUCUAGGACUUUUAGUUUAGUACUACAUAUAGCCUAGUUUCUUCUCAGAAAAAGACACUUCUCGACUGUGGGACUCUCAGCUAGCCAGUGCCAUGGCCACAGACAUCCGUGAUAAAGAUGUGAUUUAUCACUUAAGAGAUAAAAAUAAAGAACUAGUGACUGAAUGGGCAACUAAGUUUCAGCCAUACCAAGACAAUGUCAAGCCAUCGGUAGGCGAUAUAUUUCUCGGUGCACCUGCGGUUGAUGCUAUUGUUUGUCCAUCCAACAGUUUUGGUGUGAAUGGUGGUGGAGGGAUAGAGAAUCAAAUCUACAGGCACUAUGGUCUAGGAAUACUAGAGCAACUCCAAGAAGUGAUAGAGAAUGAGUUCGAGGGAGAAAUACUUGUGGGUCAAGCAGUGGUUCUGUCAGGAUUAGAUCGAACAACAAGAAACGAUAAAUCUGAUUGGUCGAAAAUGAAUGAUGGGAACCUGAUCAAGUUCCUUAUCGUAGCGCCAACUAUGAGAAUUUCACAGUCCUCAAGGUCAACACCCAACGCCUACUUAGCAUUUAGGGCCGUCAUAUUAGCUGUCAGAGAACACAACAGAAAAAACAAACAAAAUAAAAUUACCAGAGUCUUAAUGCCUGGAUUGGGAACCUCUGGAGCUAAAAUGCCACCCCAAAGAUGUGCAAAACAGAUGCUGGAGGCGUAUGAGACCUUUGCUGUUGGUCUACCAACUAAAAAAUUCCGUCUAAGACCAUCAAGUCACACUGAGAUGCUUAGAGAUCAUAUCUAUAUGUGUCUGGACGAAAAAGUUGAAUCAAAAAAAGUGCCAAACUUGUAAUCAUGUCAAGUCCAAGAUCAAGUCAUUACAACUUUCACAUCACUUUUUCUAUUUUGUCUAUUGUGUAUCAGUCACUUUAUUUAUUCUCUCUAUACACUUGUACAUAUAUUAGUUUAAAACCAUAUCUUUUCAUUUCAUGUUUACAGUACGUCUGUAGUAUAAAAUUGUUUUUAUUUAUAAGUCACCUCAAGUGGGUAAAAUUUGUGUUUCUUAUUGGAUAUACCCUGCUUUAUGACCAAAAUAAAAUCAAAAAGAUUAUAUAAAAUAAAGUAUAAAACCUUUUUAACCAUUAUUAAGAAAAAAUGGACUAUGACCUAUAUAAUAUCACAAUAAUGUUUGCUUUUGUUCUUCAAAAAUACAUUGUACGAAUGAAGCGGUAAAUUCAUUGAAGUUCAUAAACGCUACUUUUCCAUCUUAUCGCUAUGAAAUAAAAGACAAUAUGAUGUGGAUUUUUUUUUUUAGUUACACAAUCCCUUUUUUAAAUUUUUGUAUGGCAUCAGUUGAUUUCAGUUUUCAAAUAUCUUGUGUAUAUAGGCCUAAAAAUAUGCCUGUUCCUUUUACUGGAAGCACUUGAGAUAGUUAAUCCAUGGACUCAACGCUUCUAGUAAUGCCACGUUUCUCUCUCAAAAGUUACGGUCUGCGGCUUUUUCUGUGCACGGGCCAAAGGUUUGGAGCUAACUCCCCAUCGAUCUCAGACAGACAGCAUGCUUCACUACGUUGAAGAAGAACACUAAGACCUAUCUGUUUAAAACUUGUUUAGAUUAGUCUAUCAUUUCAGCUCUCCUGUUUAUGUUCGCAAUGAUAUCAAAGCACCUUGAGCCUACAUCAUGUUUGUUAACAGCGCUAUAUAAUUUAUGUUACUAAUAUUGUUAUUAACUUUGUUAUUAGAUAUCUUUUCCCAAACAGUUUUUCUUUGUCUUGAUAAGCAUUUAAUGUUUUUACAAUUAAUUAUUGUUCUGGGGAACUAGAGGUGAAGCCCAUCUUUGCAUGGAAACUACAAAGACAGUUUUUAGAAACAUUAUAAACAACAUAGCUACACAGAAAAGAUUGUAAAGCAUUUAGUAUAGUAAUCAAAGUAGAAGACUUUUGAAACGAAUUUAUUUGUGUAACGUUAUUGAGAUAUUUGCGUAACUACAACACUAUGUACCAUUUAUAAUACUUCGAGUGGCUUUUACAAUUAAUCAAUUCGAAAUAAAAGUAAAAAGAAAUAUUUCACUUUUAUGUGGUUAUCUUUCUUUAAGGUUGUCGCUUCUUGAUACUAAAAAAAAUGUAUUGGUUUUAAUAGCCAAGUAGAAAUGCAAUAUGGCUUAUGUAUCAGUCAGUGUAAAACAUUUGUAUAGACAAUAAACAUUUGCCGUUUUA
Molecule: messenger RNA, 2276 nt
Organism: Biomphalaria glabrata
Lineage: Eukaryota; Metazoa; Mollusca; Gastropoda; Planorbidae
Exons: 9
Coding region: 186-914 (242 amino acids)
Source: RefSeq, a predicted model, not a curated record